CAUUUUUCAGUCAGAAGCAAUGACAGAAACAGUAGCAGAAGUAGCAGUAGAAGUAGCAACAGAAGCAGCAACAGCAGAAGCAGCAACAGCAGAAGUAGCAAAAACAAUAGCAGAAGUAGUAGUAGCAGAUAUAGCAAUAGCAGAUGCAGAUACAACAAUAGCAGAUAUAGCAGCAGAAUCAACUGCAGAAGCUCAGAGUAAAUUAGAUGAAUAUAGUAUCAUGAACUUUAUUUAUGCUGAU
Scutellospora calospora is the source of this 241-nucleotide messenger RNA. The record is from the annotation of a GenBank genome assembly. Lineage: Eukaryota; Fungi; Glomeromycota; Glomeromycetes; Diversisporales; Gigasporaceae.